Molecule: messenger RNA, 667 nt
Organism: Rhizophagus irregularis DAOM 181602=DAOM 197198
Lineage: Eukaryota; Fungi; Glomeromycota; Glomeromycetes; Glomerales; Glomeraceae
Source: RefSeq, a predicted model, not a curated record
UAUUAUUGAUUUAGGAUUAUGUAAACCUAUAAGUGAAUUGCAUAAUGAUGAUGAUGAAAUUUAUGGUGUUUUGCCUUAUAUGGCACCUGAAAUAUUAAGAAGAAAUCCGUAUACUCCAGCAAGUGAUAUUUAUAGUCUUUCAAUGAUAAUGUGGGAAUUUACAUCAGGUAUUCCUCCAUUUAAUUAUAAAGCACAUGAUCUUGAACUUAUCUUGGAUAUUUGUAAUCAAGAAAAACGUCCUGAAAUUAUAAAAAAUACUCCAAAAUGUUAUGUAGAUUUAAUGAAAAAAUGUUGGGAUUCAAAUCCCUCCAACAGACCAACCGUAAGAAUGCUUGAAAAUAUUGUAUCUGAAUGGAUUAGGAGUAUUAAUGGAUAUUAUGAAAUGAACAGGGAUGGAGAAUAUAACUUUACGGUACCUAAUGUUAAUAAUCAAUUAGAAGAUGAUAUGUUUGAAUUUGUAGAAGCAAACAAAACUUUAGUACAAGAACAAGCAAAUACUUCUAUUAUGAAAUCUCAUCCACAAGCAAAUUAUACAAGUAGCAAAUUCACUAAAUUUACUGAAAUUUUAGCUCAAGAAAAGUCGGAAUUCAUAGGUUUUGAAUGUAUAGUUGAAGAUUAAUGAUCUCGUUAUUUAUUAAAUUAUUUAUAUCAUGUAAUUUACAAUUUU